CGAGUUAACCACAGGAAAGAAACUGAAGAGCCCAUAGCGGCAUAUCUCCACACACAGCGGAGAUGAGCUCCGAGUAGAGGAGAACACAAAUACUCACCGCUGUGUCGCUAAAUGCAGGUAAAUCCAGGUGAAUCUGGUGUCAGUAUGCCGUAAGGAGCGAGUUUCACAGUGUUUCGCGGCCAUGGCUUCUUUAAGGAUGGUCAGCAGACUGGCCGGAGUGAACCGAUUCAGUAGAAGCAGCAGCAGCGCGACUCUGCAGCUGAAGGUUCAACCCAGCAAGUUCCUGUGGAGGUGUUCCCCUGUCCUCUGCUGUAGCACUGCAGCAUCACAUAAUGAAAUUCCAGUGCAGUACAGACAUGGCCGCCCCGUGCUGGCACUGCCUUUGCCCUCCAGACAGGAGAAGUGCCUCUUCUUCAUGCGGCCCAUGCUCACAACCGUCAGUGACCUCAUUCAGGACAUCCAGAAAGAGGACUCAGGAGUUUCAUCUGCUUCUGUUUUUACUACAGAUGGUGUGAGAAUUGCCUCCGGUACACCCAUGGACACUCUCCUUAACAAGGACUUCCAGCUACACAUCAAUGAAGUCAUCUAUAAUGUUCGCUCAACACAAAAGGAACCACUCUCUAGUGAGAAGCUGACGAACCUGAAUGACGUGAAGGACACGGUGCACAUGUUACACACAGCACUAGGCCUACCUGAGCACCACCUUGUGCAGGAAACAGAUUUGCUGCAGAAGCUGGACAUUUUAAAACAAGAGCUCACACCUAUGGAGCAGCUGAAGGCCCAGCUGGACCUCAGAGCUGAGCGCAGUUCUUCGAGGGUGCUGUGGAUGGGCCUGGCUCUGCUUUCUGUGCAGGGAGGGGCCCUGGCUUGGCUCACAUGGUGGGUUUAUUCCUGGGAUGUCAUGGAACCCGUCACCUACUUCAUCACCUACUCUACCAGCAUUGGGGUCUAUGCCUACUACGUUCUCACUAAACAGGACUACGUUUACCCAGAUGCAAAGGACCGGCAGUUCCUGCGUUACUUUUACAGAGGGGCCAGAAGACAUCAGUUUAAUGUGCCAAAAUACAACCAGCUAAAGAACGAACUGGCUUCGGUGGAGGAAGAUCUGAGACGCUUGCGAAACCCAAACCAACUCAGACUACCUGUAGAACAGAUCCGGCCCAGAGAUGAAUAAGGCAUACACUGUACAUUACAAUGUAUAUACAAAGCAAAUGACGGACAUACUGCCUUUCUCUGAUUCCCUAAACUGUAUGGUUUGAUACUCAUGUUAUUUAUAGCGCCAUUAACAGAUAUCAUCUCAUGAAUUUCUUUUAAACUUUCUUGAAAACCAUCUGAUGUGUUGCAUUUCUUAUUUGGAGUCUCCAAGUACUGAAAUAAAGCGCUUACCCUAAA
Astyanax mexicanus (Mexican tetra) is the source of this 1392-nucleotide messenger RNA. RefSeq names its product calcium uniporter protein, mitochondrial. The transcript is spliced from 8 exons. The coding region runs from base 182 to 1174 and encodes 330 amino acids. Lineage: Eukaryota; Metazoa; Chordata; Actinopteri; Characiformes; Acestrorhamphidae. Gene Ontology annotation, biological process: mitochondrial calcium ion homeostasis; calcium import into the mitochondrion. Gene Ontology annotation, molecular function: calcium channel inhibitor activity. The record is from RefSeq and is a predicted model, not a curated record. Gene Ontology annotation, cellular component: mitochondrial inner membrane; uniplex complex.